Messenger RNA from Symsagittifera roscoffensis, 1496 nucleotides. RefSeq lists its product as uncharacterized. Bases 96 to 1406 code for a protein of 436 amino acids. The record is from RefSeq and is a predicted model, not a curated record. NCBI's taxonomy places the organism in Eukaryota, Metazoa, Xenacoelomorpha, Acoela, Convolutidae. The transcript has 8 exons.
UACGUACGUGCUACCUUCGUAACAAAAGCAUUUAACUUUUAUAUUGAUGUUUUACAUAACAAAUAACAUUUGACAACGUUUUAUUCUGCUUCAAAAUGAGCAAUCGAGAGAACAAAACAGCUCGUGACUCGAAGGAUGCGACAAAAACUGGGGCUGGCACUUAUGAUGAGCACGAGAGACCAAUUAGGUCACGUGAUUCCAGUAGCCGAGAAGCUGGAGGUGGAACGACUGCAAGAAAAGAGCACCGAGAUGACAGUGGGCGCAAUAGUUCAACAGCUAUCAGUAAGAAGGGUGGAGAGGAGAAGAGAGGACAAGGGUUCCACCGGAUGUCCAGGAGCAACUCCUCCAUCGGAGCCUCCUUAGAUCUCCUCACAGCUCAGCAGGAAGUCGCAGGACAGAAGCAGGUGAACAAGGAGGAGGCUAGGCGUCUGAAGCAAUUGUCUCUCAAAUUGGAACAGGAGAGGAAACUCAUCAACCAACACAGAGCUAAUCUAGAGAAAGACAAGGAGGUUCAUCGGAAGGAGCAGAAUCAGUUGCAGGACAGAAAGAGAGACUUGAAGAAGCGGGAGAGUGAGGUGGAGGAUUUGAGGAGUAAGAAUGAAACAGAGCAGAACAGACUGAACAGAUGGCACGCUGACCUGGACACCAGAGAAAAAGUCAUCAAUCAAAAGGAGAAGAAGCUGCUGCGAAGUCAGCAGGAGUUUGAGGAGCACAAAAAGAGGGAGAUGUUGGCAGUGCAUACUCAGAGACAGACGGACAUUGACAGUGUGAAAGAGGAAAACGAUCGACUCAGGGCACAGAUGUUGAAAGAGAUAGAAGAGCGGCGUGAGAUGGAGAGGAGUUACAUACAGAGGGACCAGGAGGUGUUGAGGCAGGAGAGAAUCAACCAGCAGAGGAAGACAGAGUUGGCAGACCAGAGUCUCCAGACCAGAGAAGCCGGUCUCAGAGACGGCGAACAGGCACUGCUACAUGAGAAGCGGAAACUCAAUAUGGAGAAGGAUAGGCUGGACCAGAUGAGACACGAGAUUGAGUUGCUGAAGAGCCAGGUGAGUCUGGAGAACAAAGUGAAGGAGGAGAAUGCUCAGUUGGCAGCCAGACUGCUGGAGGAGAAGCGCCAGACAGACGAAGCCAUGAACAACCGGAUGAGGGACAAACUCAAAGUCGAGAUUUCUAAAAAGGAGAAAGAAAUCGAACAACGACAGAACAAAUACGAGAAACACAAUCUGUCGGCCGAGAACGAAAUAGACCACGCGAAGAAAAACAACGACCGGAAACUAGAUGAGAAAGAGAAACUGGUAGAGCUGAGAGCCGAACAGAGCGCGAAAAUACUCAAAGCACAGCAGAAGAGUUGGGAGACGACCCAGUUUGAGAAGAUCAAGAGCCUAAGUGCCAGCAUAGUCAGCUGAAUAGACACCACAUACAGUGCCAAAAACAACAAAACCCAUUUACAGUUUAACCUAUUUUUGCAGCUCAAAUUGGAAACUUGAAAAAAAUAU